GUGUUAAAGGGACGAUGCAUCUGCGACACAUACACAAAAGAAAUAAAAGUUGAUGUUUUGUUAGAUGUUGACGUUUUGAUCAUUAUGAACGAACGUAAAGAAGUGUGUGCUGAAGAAAUAAGGGCGUUACAUGAUUUGCCUGACAUAGUAUUGGAAAAGAUUUUUUUAUAUCUGAGUUAUGAUGAGAUCGCAAAAAAGAGACAAGUGUGUCAGCGGUUUAAUAGAAUUUGUGGAAAAUUACUGACCAGUGGGUUUUUGAAAGCUGAAAAAUAUCAUUCAAGAUGUAUGAAGUCGAUAAAGUCACAGCUUCCAAGACGUGAGUCUGAGAGAAGAAAUCAUCCUCUCUCAAAACACUGUGACAUUUUGAGUGGUAUAGAGACACGAAUGUCUAUGCUUUCAAUGACCUUUAUGAAGUUCAUUUCUAAUGGAAUGUGUUGCUUCAUACCAGGAAAGGUUAUCGAUGAAAUAUUUAGAAUCCUCAGAUACAUGGAAAGUUAUGGUAUUGAUGCUCCUCCUCCAAGGACACUUGAAACUCUUCAAGAGUUAAGAGAUAUCUCAUCUAUGGCAAUGGAGCAUUUUGAAGAAAAAAUUGUGCCCAUAUUGAAAAGCAGGCUGGAGUGUCAAAAUUAUCCAAAUUAUCCCUUAGCUGGUCCAUCAAGGAGGAUAGAAAAUUUCCAGCGACAGUUCAUGACCAUUAGAAGUCAUGAAAAAUAUAACAUGGAUAUAUUGGCAAAAAUGGAUGAAAGGCUGAAAAAAAGCAAUAUUCGAAUUGCCAAACAGGCCAGAAUGUUACAAGAGCAAAAUGCUAAACUCAUUGCACAAGAUGCCCAGAUUAAUGAACUAAAGCAACAUCUGGAGGAGUGGGAUCAUAAGUUACGAGAACUUGAAGCAAAGGUGAACAGGGUAAAUGAUGACAAUGCAUUGUUGCUGGAACACUCGGAAGAGACAGUUGUUUCAAAUGAUUCUGGCUGCAAACGGAAAUGUGAGACUGUAUGUAGUGGUAGUUACUCUAAUGAAGACAACUUGCCUGUCAAAAAGCAGAAAGUUGUCAGCACAGUUGAAGAAGUUGGUGAAUAAUGAGCAAAUAUUCUGCUUAAAAAGAAAAUACUCACCUGAAAGACUUAUUGUCCAUCAGCCUAAAACCCUACAGUAAUAACAUUAUUAAUACCCUCUUAUAAUACUGACAGUGUUGUAUUACCUUUUCUGUUUAUUAAUAAAAUUUGUGGAUAAACUUA
Schistocerca serialis cubense is the source of this 1235-nucleotide messenger RNA. It is a transcript of the gene pall, whose product is annotated as F-box only protein 28. NCBI's taxonomy places the organism in Eukaryota, Metazoa, Arthropoda, Insecta, Orthoptera, Acrididae. Gene Ontology annotation, molecular function: protein binding. The coding region runs from base 85 to 1077 and encodes 330 amino acids. The transcript is spliced from 5 exons. Gene Ontology annotation, biological process: protein polyubiquitination. The record is from RefSeq and is a predicted model, not a curated record.